This is a messenger RNA of Phanerochaete carnosa HHB-10118-sp, 569 nucleotides long. RefSeq lists its product as uncharacterized. The coding region runs from base 22 to 486 and encodes 154 amino acids. Gene Ontology annotation, molecular function: metalloendopeptidase activity. The transcript is spliced from 4 exons. The record is from RefSeq and is a predicted model, not a curated record. Gene Ontology annotation, cellular component: extrinsic component of mitochondrial inner membrane. Gene Ontology annotation, biological process: mitochondrial proton-transporting ATP synthase complex assembly; mitochondrial protein processing. NCBI's taxonomy places the organism in Eukaryota, Fungi, Basidiomycota, Agaricomycetes, Polyporales, Phanerochaetaceae.
GUAGGCCCCGCGAUUGUGUUCAUGCUUGAGCACCUGAAGAGAAACGGAUGCGACGUUGGACCGCAAAAUAUCGUCUGCGAGCCAUGUUCGACUGUCAGGGCGGGAGGGUUCUCACCGGAUGCAGGAGCUAUUACAAUAUGCCAGGAGCGCAUACUGCACAAGCAGCAUAUGGAGGAUACCAUCAUGCACGAGCUUGUUCACAUGUACGAUCAUUGCAAGUUCAAGGUCGACUGGAAAAACUUGCGGCAUCACGCGUGCAGCGAGAUUCGUGCCAACAGUCUUAGCGGUGACUGCAAGUUUACACGUGAGUUACGACGUGGAUUCCUGUCUAUCUCGAAGCAACAUCAGGCUUGUGUUCGCCGACGAGCGGUGAUGUCUGUCCGCGCCAACCCCGCGUGUCCAGACGAUGAGACUGCGGAGCGAGCUGUGAACGAGGUCUGGGAGAGCUGCUUCAACGACACUCGGCCGUUUGACGAGAUUUUCUAGACGUACAGAAUGUACAUAGAUGCAUCUAGCGUGUUCGGACUAGCAUGCAGAGAAUACCAAGUGCUGCCGAUGUUGUGUAUUUG